AUGGACUCUACUGUUGGUCAGGUUGUGCAAUCUCUCGUCAAGAGAGAAGAGUGCGGUGAGAACGAGUACAACGGUAUGUUGGGCGCUCGUAUCUCCUCCGUGUUCGUGGUGUUGGUGGCUUCCUCCUUUGGUGCCGUCUUCCCCAUCCUAUCCUCCAGAUACUCCUUCAUCAGGUUGCCUGGUUGGUGUUUCUUCAUUGCCAAGUUCUUUGGUUCCGGUGUCAUUAUCGCUACUGCCUUCAUCCACUUGUUGGAGCCUGCUGCCGAUGCUUUGGGUAAUGAGUGCUUGGGCGAUGCAUGGGGCGUCUACCCAUACGCCUACGCUAUUUGUCUUGUGACUCUUUUCAUUAUUUUUUUCUGUGAAUUGUUGGCUUUCAGAUACGUCGACAAAAAGAUUGACGGUAACAAGGGCGGCCACUCUCACUCGCACUUUGGUGACACUAGCAACUACGUCAAGAACACCACUGAGAGUGACGAGGAAGCUAAACUUAGCGCCAACGAGGUCGGUGAGAACCCAUACCCCAAGCACUUCUCUCACGCCUACGAGCACAAGGAUGAUGACACCACUGCUCCAGAGUCCGACCAGGAGGACAUUGAGGGCUUUUACGGUAAAUUGUUGGCCAUCUUUGUCUUGGAGUUCGGUAUCAUCUUCCACUCUGUUUUCGUUGGUUUGUCUCUCGCAACUGCCGGCGACGAGUUCAAGACCUUGUACCCAGUGAUUGUUUUCCACCAGCUUUUCGAAGGUUUGGGUUUGGGCACUAGAAUUGCCGCCACCCCAUGGCCAAAGACAAAGAGAUGGACCCCAUGGCUCUUGGCCAUUGCCUACGGUUUGUGUACUCCAAUCGCCAUUGCCAUUGGUCUAGGUGUGAGAAAGUCUUACUCCGAGGACUCGCACACUGCUUUGAUUGUGAACGGAGUUUUCGACUCUGUCUCUGCCGGUAUUUUGCUUUACACCGGUCUCGUUGAGUUGAUGGCCCACGAGUUUUUGUUCACUGAUGACUUCAAGGGUGACGCCGGUUUCAAGCGUAUGGUUGUCGCCUACGUCAUCAUGUGCGUUGGUGCCGGUUUGAUGGCGUUGUUGGGUAGAUGGGCCUAA
Messenger RNA from Candidozyma auris, 1095 nucleotides. RefSeq names its product low-affinity Zn(2+) transporter ZRT2 (gene ZRT2). Gene Ontology annotation, molecular function: low-affinity zinc ion transmembrane transporter activity. The record is from RefSeq and is a predicted model, not a curated record. The transcript has a single exon. Bases 1 to 1095 code for a protein of 364 amino acids. Gene Ontology annotation, cellular component: plasma membrane. Gene Ontology annotation, biological process: zinc ion import across plasma membrane. Lineage: Eukaryota; Fungi; Ascomycota; Pichiomycetes; Serinales; Metschnikowiaceae.